AUGUCCAUGGCUCUCCAGUUCAACUCACCCACUCCAGACUACACCCACUUCCGCGCCUUCCUCCCUUUCGCUCCUGCCAUGGAGCCUCUACCCGCUGUAGGUUUUUCGCUCUUCGCGGACUCUCCACUCCGGCGGACCAAUCCGCCAGUUCCUGCAGCAAUUCCCGCCGCAGCUCCCGCCGCUCAUCCAGCGCGCUGUCCACUCUCGCCUGUGGAGGCCCUCCGACGCGCCGUGAAGCGCUCGCACGCGGCAGCCCGUCUCGACGAGGAGGUCACCAGCCAGCUUCGGACCACCUUCCCCUCAGAUUGCCCCUUGCAAGUCCCGUCAAAUGCGCUCGAAGUCGGUGCGGCGGCGUCGGGACUCCCAGCGGUGCUUCCGUGCGACGCUGACGUGGCGGAGCGGCUCGUGAAGUACGACAGGUUGACGUCGUCGUUGCGUGGAUCUCUGCCGCCCGCGAACCUCGCGCAGUGGGACGCGGCGGUGGGCAAGCUGAGGGAUCGAGUCGCGAUGAAGGAGGAGUUCGGGAACGACGUGAACGGGUUCCUUCUGUUUCUCCACGCGCAGCUCGGCGCGCAGCAGCCGUCGGCGCGCAAGGCGCUUCAGCUGUUCGCUGCGUUCAAGCAAGCGCAGAGGCAGAAGCAGAACCUGGGAGCCGCAGUGGCGUCUGAAGCGCUUCCGACGGCGACGGCGGCUGCCGUAAUUUCGCGCCGUGUCUUGGCUCUUUCUCCAGAAACUGAUGACGAUACCGCUUCCGUGUGUAGCAACGACCUUGAAUCUGCGGAACUGAGAGAUAGUGAAGCUGAAGGCUCACAGGCUGAGUCAUCCUUCCUUCGCCGUGAUUCAUCCGCAUCUGCUUCCGUGCCUUCCGCAAGCUCCGCCCUUGGGAUUGACGUAACGUGUCCUGCUGCUGUGAAGAAGAUGCUGUUUGAGCUUCAGUCUGCGGUGGUUCAGCUGGAGAGGAAUACCGCGAUGGACACGCGGAUCAAGGCGGAGAGCCUUGCUGUGUUGCGGACCGCGCAGGGCCACUUAUUAUCGCGCCUCGCUUCUGUUGUCCACUCGGUGUAG
This is a messenger RNA of Closterium sp. Naga37s-1, 1065 nucleotides long. The record is from the annotation of a GenBank genome assembly. NCBI's taxonomy places the organism in Eukaryota, Viridiplantae, Streptophyta, Zygnematophyceae, Desmidiales, Closteriaceae.